AUGCCGCCCGCAGGCUUGGUCACCCUCCGGGAGCUGGCCGACCUGGCCAUCGGCACUCCGGAGGUGGGUGCCGUCAACUUCAAUGCUCUCCACACGCUCCUCGUGGCCCUGCUCAAGAACCUCAACAUGCAGGACACCCGGGUGGACUACCAGCCCCUGUCUGAGCGGAGGCUCUCAGCGUUCGCGCGGGUCUCGCUCGGCACCCCGCGGGGCUCGAUCAGCACCCCGCAGGUCGCUGUGUCCAAGGAGAGGCGGAGGAGCAGCGUGACCAGGGUUCCGUCCGUGGUGCUGGAGAGCCAGGUGAAGGGCCUGGGCGGGCAGGUCCAGAACCUGGACGGGCAGGUCCAGGACCUCGACCGGCAGUUAAGGACCAUGGACAGCCAGAUGCAGGGCGUGUUGUCCCACAUCCAGUACUUCACCUCUCUGGUCGGUGGGAUGGACUCGGAGACCUCAGAGUGGCUAGAAGAGCAGGCAAAAGCCUUUGGCUUGGCCGAGGGGUUGGGUGCUGAGAGGACCCCGCUCAUCAUCGAGCCGGGCGCGUCCAUCACCGAGCCGGGCGCGCCCAUGACCGAGAGGGGCGAGCUCAUGGCCGAGAGGGGCGCGUCCAUUGCCGAGAGGGGCGCGCCCAUGGCCGAGAGGGGCGCGUCCAUGGCCGAGAGGGGCGCGCCCAUGACCGAGCAAGGUGCGCCCAUGACCGAGAGAGGCGCGCCCAUGACCGAGAGGGGCGCGUCCAUCGCCGAGAGGGGCGCGCCCAUGGCCGAGAGGGGCGCGUCCAUGGCCGAGAGGGGCGCGUCCAUCGCCGAGAGGGGCGCGUCCAUGGCCGAGAGGGGCGCGCCCGUGGCCGAGAGGGGCGCGUCCGUGGCCGAGAGGGGCGCGCCCGUGGCCGAGAGGGGCGCGUCCAUCGCCGAGAGGGGCGCGUCCGUGGCCGAGAGGGGCGCGCCCGUGGCCGAGAGGGGCGCGUCCAUCGCCGAGAGGGGCGCGUCCGUCGCCGAGAGGGGCGCGCCCAUGGCCGAGAGGGGCGCGUCCAUGGCCGAGAGGGGCGCGCCCAUGGCCGAGAGGGGCGCGUCCAUGGCCGAGAGGGGCGCGCCCAUGACCGAGAAGGGCGCGCCCACCAUGGAGAAGGGCGCGCUUCCGAAGACCAAGCUUGUGCCGGGGAUGGGCAAGGCGGUGCCAGGGAUGGGCAAGGCGAAGCCCGAGACAACAAAGCCUGCGCCGGGGGUGGCCCCGCCCACGACCGUGCCUGGGAUGGCCAAGCAGAUGCCCGAGAAGACGCGAGGGUUAAUGAAAAUGUGGAAGGAAGGUCCCCAGGUCAUGGAGAUGCUCCAGCAGGUCAUGGAAGACGUGAAAAUCUUGAAGGAAGAACAUGCAAGGGCGCAGGAGGUGCCAGAGUUCAACCCGCUGGAAUUCCUGCACCGGGUUGAGCAAGUAGAGAAGACAGUCAAAGACUGGGAGGAAGUUCUGGAACCCCUCUGUCGGAAGAUGACUACGAAGCCUCCUGGAGGAGAACUCACCAUGGUCACCUGGGAGGAGCUGGAGCAGGCAAUUACUGAUGGCUGGAAGGCCUCACAGGGCCUAGAGUCCAUGCCAGCCUUUGUUAAGCAGAAAGUGAAGCCACCUGCAUUACCGCGGGACGUGAGUCCAAGCGCAGCCUCCACCGGGUAUCCAGGUGCCGACCAGGCCCUGGAUGCCGCUGGUGGUCUUGGCCCAGAUCAGACCUUGCCGGGACCCAGCGGAUCAAGACACCCCUCCGAAGGGGAGCAAAAACUUCCCUCUGCUCCUGGGUUUCCUGCGCCCCAACUCGGAACUGAAGCUGAUCAGCACAGGCCUGGAGAGCGGCCCAGCACAGCAGGUCUGAGAAGAGAUGAACGGGACGCACACCCUGGCCCAGUUCGACAGGACUUGCACCCUGAUGCUCCCGGGGGGAUGACCCCCAGCCCGGGUCAAGUCGUGGACGCCAGGCCAGACCAACUGGGGCCAGGGCCACCUGGCCUGGAUCAGCUUGAGUUUCAACCUCCUAGCGCUUACCCAGGUGGCCUCCCCUUCCGGCGGGGUCCGAUGCCACCUGGGAUGGAGGAACAGGGACCGGUUCUACCUGGCCUGGGUCAGCAGGAUGUGGUGCCGCCGUGGGCACCUGCCAGAGACCAGCAAGGAUUGGGACUCCCUAGUCCCGCACAGCCUGGCAUGGUUCCACCUGGCGCACAACAGUUCGGUGUGAGAUUUCCUGGCCCGGACCAACGUGCCAUGGAGCGGCCUGCAAUGGACGGGAGUGGUGUGGGACCCAUUGGCACAGAUGAGCAUGGAUUUCCAAUAUUUGGCAUGGAUCAACAAGGAUUGGUUCCACCUUUUAGAGAUCAGCAAGGUUUUGUACAGCCCGGUUUGGAAACGCCUGGCUUCAUACAACCUGGCACACCGCAGUACAAUGUGCUCCAACCUGGCGCAGCUCAGCCUGGCUUGGUCCCACCUGGUGCAGCUCAGCCUGGCUUGGUCCCACCUGGUGCAGGUCAGCCUGGUUUGGUCUCACCUGGUGCAGGCCAGCCUGGUUUGGUCCCACCUGGAGUUGAUCAACGUGGUUUGGUACAGGCUGGUAAAUAUCCACCUGGUUUUGUACAGCCAGGUGCAUAUCCAUAUGGUUUGGCUCAACCUGGCGUCUAUCCACAUGGUUUGGUCCAGCCUGGUACAUAUCCACAUGGUUUCAUGCAGCCUGGUGUGGCAGGUCAUCCUGGUUUAGUUCCACCUGGUGUAGGUCAACCUGGUUUAGUCCCACCUGGUGUAGGACAACCUGGUUUAAUCCCACCUGGUGCAGGUCAACCUGGUUUAGUUCCACCUGGUGCAGGUCAACCUGGUUUAGUCCCACCUGGUGCAGGUCAACCUGGUUUAAUCCCACCUGGUGUAGGUCAACCUGGUUUAGUUCCACCUGGUGCAGGUCAACCUGGUUUAGUCCCACCUGGUGCAGGUCAACCUGGUUUAGUCCAACCUGGUGCAGGUCAACCUGGUUUAGUCCCACCUGGUGUAGGACAACCUGGUUUAAUCCCACCUGGUGUAGGUCAACCUAGUUUGGUCCCACCUGGUGCAGGUCAACCUGGUUUAGUCCAACCUGGUUUGGUCCAACCUGGAAUGGAUCAGCGUGGUUCAGUCCAACCUGGUGCAGGUCAGCCUGGUUUGGUCCAACCUGGAAUGGAUCAGCGUGGUUCAGUCCAACCUGGUGCAGGUCAGCCUGGUUUGGUCCAACCUGGAAUGGAUCAGCGUGGUUCAGUCCAACCUGGUGCAGGUCAGCCUGGUUUGGUCCAACCUGGAAUGGAUCAGCGUGGUUCAGUCCAACCUGGUGCAGAUCAGCCUGGUUUGGUCCAACCUGGAGUUGAUCAGCGUGAUUUGGUACAGCCAGGUGCAUAUCCACCUGGUUUUGUACAGCCUGAUAUCGAUCAGCAGGGUUUAGUGGAACCUGGACUAGAUCAGCAUGGUUUGAGGCAGCCUGGUGCUGAUCACCAAGGCUUGGUACCAUCAGGCGCAGAGCCUCAUGGCUCUCCACGCCCAUAUCAGCAUGGCCUGGCACCUCCUGGCAGAGAUCAACAGGGUCAGGUGUCACCACGCCUAUCCAGGCAAGGUUGGAUGUCGCCUCGUAUGGACCAAGAGGGUUUGGUACCAACAGACACUUAUCAGCGAGGCAUAGACCAGGGUGGUGCACGCCCAGAGCAGCAGCAAUGGGUACCGCCUGACCUAGAUCAGCGUGACCGUGCAUCCUCUGUCCUAGACCCACAUGGCCACACGUAUCCUGGCCCUUACAGCCCAAGGUACUCGGGUGUCGAUCCACAUGACCAAGAACAUUUGGAUCCACAACAACGUAGCGGGUAUACUCAGCCUCCCCCAACUCCCAACGUCCCCUGGGCUCAGAGCGUGGACUCCCUUAGCGAAUCCAGGCGAGCCUCACAGGAACCGAGCACUAUUGAGCCUAAGAAACACGAUUCCCUGGAGAAAGUGGCUCCUAGCUUCCCCAUUGCGGUGGAGACGUUCCGCCUGAUGGGAGAGCUCAUCGGCCUCUACUCGGAGCUCAAGGAGAACCUGAAGACCCUGGAUGUGCAGAAAGCUGGUGAAACCGACCUGGAGAAGAUCCAGUACCUGCUUGCGAUGAUGGUCCAAAAGACCAUCCCACCAGACCUGCAGGAGCAGCUGAAGUCCAUCAAGACCCUGACCAAAGAGGUUCGGCAGGAAAAAGCAAAAUUGGACAAGAUACAGAGGUUCCUGGAGGGCGGAGGGCUGCCAGAAGUGGGGAAGGAGGUGGCAGCCGGUCCGCUGAGCUUCCAGCUGGGUCUCCUCAGUGAAGAGGGCCGCGCUCUCGGCACAGGGACCAAGGCCUUCUCAGAACUGCUGUCCCCCUCCAUCCUCCUGUGUUUGGACAAGCUCAGGACGAUCAUCGAGAACAUGCUGGCCUCGUCGUCCACGCUGCUGACCAUGAGCAACCCGAGGAAGGCCCCAAUCACCUUGAUCCCUGGCCAGAUUGACCCCAAGGCCACCUGCCCGGCCUGCAGCCUGGACCUGAGCCACCAGGUCAGCACGCUGGUGCAGCGCUACGAGCAGCUCCAGCACGUGGUCACCAGCCUGGCGGCCUCGCGGCCGUCCAAGAAAGCCAAGCUCCAGCGACAGGACGAGGAGCUGCUGGGCCACGUGCAGAGCGCCAUCCUGCAGGUGCAGGGCGACUGUGAGAAGCUCAACCUCAUCACCGGCAACCUCAUCGAGGACCAUCGGCAGAAGCAGAAGGACAUCGACGUGUUGUACCAGGGUCUGGAGAAGCUGGAGAAGGAAAAGGUCAACAGGGGGCACCUGGAGUUGGAGAUUGAAGUGAAGGCCGACAAGAGCGCCCUGGAGGCCAAAGUGAGCCGCAUGCAGUUUGAUGCCACCACGGAGCAGCUGAACCACAUGAUGCAGGAGCUGGUGGCCAAGAUGAGCGGGCAGGAGCGGGACUGGCAGAAGAUGCUGGACGGCUCUGACCGAGAUGACAGCCAGCUUGACCGCCUUGAACCUGACCCCGUGAAGCAGCUGCUGGAGGAUUCGUGGAAGUCCUUUCGGCAGCAGCUCAAGAGGCCUCCCCCGCUUUUCCCGGCGGGCGAGGCGGCCGGCAUGCGCAGGCAGCUCCUGGCCCAUUUCCACUGCCUGUCCUGUGACCGUCCCCUGGAGACAGCCGUGACUGGACAGGUCCUCCCCACCACGCCCGUGGGGCCCAGCCUGCCCGGGCACCGCUCCACCCGCCCCUACACCGUCUUUGAGCUGGAGCAGGUCCGGCAGCAGAGCCGCAACCUCAAGCUGGGCAACCUCGCCUUCUCACGGGCUGACGUGGCGGCGAUGGAGCGGAGCGUGGGGCGUCUGCGCACCAUGCACUCCAAGAUGCUGAUGGACAUCGAGAAGGUGCAGUUCCACUACGGGGGCUCGGUCAAGGCCAGCAGCCAGAUGAUCCACGAGCUGCUGCAGGCCCAGUGCCUGGGCUCCCCCUGCUGCAAGCGGGUGUCGGAGAUGACGGACUACAGCUUCGCCACGGUGUCGCGGCACUGCGGGGGCAGCCACACCCUCACCUACCCCUACCGCCGCUCCCGCCUGCAGCACCUGCCGCAGGGGCUGCUCCCCGAGGACAGCCAGGUCGCCGCGAAGCACCACGAAGUGGAAUUCCUUGGGGCCCUGGAUGGGACAUAAUUUACAAGGGGACGGAUGGGACAUGAAAGCUGCCAGGGCAUCCCGAACAAAGACAGCGCCGGGAACAACAAGCACAAGACAAAGCCUUCCCGGUCCCACGCGCACCGGCCGCCGGCCCUCGGCGACAGCCCGCUGCCCUUGCGGCCUCAGAGCGCCAACAUGAUGGCUGGCGGCACUUCAGCUACUUCUCGGCAACACACAGACCGACCGGUCUCCUCGCAGGGGCGCCUCUCCCAGCCGAAUGUGGGCCACCCGCCCAGCCCCAGCGGGAUGGCGAUGCACAUGGACCUGCCCCCCGGGGAGGGCAUGGAGGAGCCCACCCGGGGGCCCAGGACCCCCUCUGCUCACUGAGCAGAGCUAUAAAUAAAUGUUUCGGAAGAAGCUGGCUUCCCUGUCCUGGCUCGGAAGGUGCGGGCAGAGGGAGGGUCCCCGGCCCAGGCGGCAGACCUCCGGGAGAGGGCGUCUGGCUUGGAGCGUGAGAAUCAGGUCAGUGCCCCCCAGACGGAGCCGUCCUCCGAGGGAGCGGGCGGAACAGCUCUCCCCUGACCAGGGCUGGACGGGCCGCUGCCGUCCCUGCCAUGGCCCUGCCUUCCUGUCGGACGCGCGGUGUCGGGG
Messenger RNA from Myotis lucifugus (little brown bat), 6294 nucleotides. It is a transcript of the gene QRICH2, whose product is annotated as glutamine rich 2. The record is from RefSeq and is a predicted model, not a curated record. NCBI's taxonomy places the organism in Eukaryota, Metazoa, Chordata, Mammalia, Chiroptera, Vespertilionidae.